CUUGUUUAUUUGAACACAGCAUUAAAUACAAGCCCGUUAAAGGGUAGGAUCACGUCUAUAAAAAUAGCUCAGCAAGAUGAACAACACAGCAAUAAUAAAAGAAAACAACAGCAAUAAUAAUAAUAAUAAGAUCCAGCACCAAUAUGGUGGCAUUUCGAUUCGCACCGAAUGCGACUGCGACGAUGAUUUUGUUGAUGAUUAUUCUGUCAGUCGCAGCGGAGGACAUGAUAUUUUCAGGGGAAAGCCUGACUGCAGGCCAGUUUCUGGAGAGGGGCCCGUACACGCUCGUGAUGCAGUCCGACUGCAACCUGGUGCUGUACGUCAACAAGAGCCGGGCGCUCUGGUCGUCGCAGACCGACCGCAAGGGUACCGCAUGCCGCGCGGAGCUGCAGAGCAGCGGGAACCUGGUCGUGUUCUCCGGCGGCGGCGGCGACGUGCUGUGGACGAGCAACAGCGCGCGGGGGCCCAACAGCUACCGCCUCGUCGUGCAGGGCGACGGCAACGUCGUCAUUUACGGCGCCGCCGUGUGGGCGACCAACACCGUGCAAAGUAGGAGCUAGGAUUGAGGCUUCUGGGGGUUUUUGCUUUUCUACCGCUGUUGCUGUGUGUCGCAUCGUCAAUGUUUACGGUUUCAAUGAAGGUACAAAACUUACGUGAA
Messenger RNA from Ananas comosus (pineapple), 658 nucleotides. RefSeq names its product mannose-specific lectin-like. NCBI's taxonomy places the organism in Eukaryota, Viridiplantae, Streptophyta, Magnoliopsida, Poales, Bromeliaceae. The coding region runs from base 144 to 560 and encodes 138 amino acids. The transcript has a single exon. The record is from RefSeq and is a predicted model, not a curated record.